GGAUAUACCUGUACAGCCAACUCAGCUGCCAUAUCUGCCUGGCCAAGCUGCCGGAGAGAGAGAGAGAGUUAUGCAGGCCACAGCUGCGCUGUUCCUGGGGCUGCUCUGUACCUUCAGCAGAGGCCAGCGUUCUCCACUUAAUCACUUCCAGAGGCUAAGAGGUACUCAGCUGAAAAAUUUGUCCCAACAGGCAACAGAGCUGCAUGAUAAUUUAGAGGGCUGUGCGCAGCGAUGUACGAUAUCACUUGGCUGCAGAGCCUUUCAUUUCAACUUUCGGAGUAAUGUAUGCCAGCUGCUGCCAGAGACCCAGCACUCACCAUACACCCGAUUGGAGGAGAAUGACCACUAUGAUCUCUACCAGAGGAAAGGUUAUGUAAGGGAUUGCAUCAUGGGAAAUGGGAGAGACUACAGAGGGACCCACUCGGUGACUGCAAAUGGGAUAACCUGUCAACGCUGGAAGUCAAUAUAUCCUCACCAACCUAAAACAUUUCCUUCACUGGACGGUGGUGGAUUGGACGAAAAUUAUUGCCGGAAUCCAGAUGGAGAACUGCAAGGUCCCUGGUGCUAUACAAUGGAUCCCAAUGUCCGGUACCAAACCUGUGGCAUCAAGAAAUGUGAAAAUGCCGUCUGUAUGUCAUGCAAUGGCGAGGACUAUCGGGGCUCUGUGGAUCACACUGAGUCCGGCAUAGAGUGCCAGCGCUGGGACCUCCAGCUUCCUCAUAAACAUCCCUACAAACCAGAGAAAUAUUCUGAUAAACACCUUGCGGACAAUUACUGCCGUAAUCCUGACAGUUCUGAGCGUCCUUGGUGUUACACGAUAGAUCCUGCCAAGGAGCGGGAGUAUUGCCACAUUCCAAAAUGCGCCCUGAAAGCAGAGAGGCCUAGGCACCCAUCUAGGACAACCAGCUGCUUCAGUCUGAAAGGAGAAGACUACCGAGGCAAGGUGAACAUCACAUCCACAGGCAUUCCCUGCCAACGCUGGGACUCACAGACACCUCACCAGCACCGUUUCCUGCCUGAGAAAUAUGAGUGCAAGAACCUGGACGAGAAUUAUUGCCGGAACCCUGAUGGCUCAGAGGCCCCCUGGUGCUUCACUACCUUCCCCAACGUGCAGAUGGCCUUUUGCUUCCAGAUCAAGCGCUGUGUUGAUGAUGUGGUGGUAGAAGACUGUUACCGUAGAAAUGGAGAAGACUAUCAAGGCACUGUUAGCAAGACUCGGAAAGGGAUCACCUGCAAGAAGUGGAAAGAUCAGUCGCCUCACAACCCCCCGGUCUUCCCUACCAUGCUCCCUGCUGUGCGCCUUGAAGAGAAUUAUUGCCGCAACCCUGACAAUGACAACCAUGGGCCCUGGUGCUACACCAUGGAUCCUAAAACUGAGUUUGAUUACUGUGCUGUUGAGCCAUGUGCUGAUGAGAAGAAAUCAUCCAUCUUUCUGAACCCAGAGAACAUAUUCUUUGACCACUGUGGCCAGAAGCGAUUACUGGAUCGUGUUUUAAGAGGGCGCCCUGGGAACUCACCUUGGACAGUCAGCAUCCGUAAUCGGGAAAGAGUCCACUUCUGCGGAGGGUCGCUGGUGAAACAGCAAUGGGUCAUCAGCACGCGCCAAUGUUUCUCCUCUUGUGAUGCUGAUCUAUCUGGUUAUGAAGUCUGGCUUGGAAUGCUCCUCAAGAACCCCGGUCCUAAUGUCAGUGCCAAACAGGCCAUCCCCAUCAUAAAGAUCACCUGUGGCCCUUCGGAGUCUUCUCUGGUGAUGCUGAAACUGGAGAGACCAGCCAUUCUGAACCAGCGUGUGGCACUGAUCUGUCUCCCACCCGAGCAUUUUGUUGUGCCUGAGAACACGAAGUGUGAGAUCUCAGGAUGGGGUGACACCAGAGGUACUGGUGAUGACAAUGUCCUGAAUGUGGCUGAUCUGCUAGUCAUGGGCAAUCAACAGUGCAGUGUGGCGCUCCGAGGCCGCCUGAAGGAGAGCGAAUUGUGUACGGCACCUGUGAGUGGCGGCGUGGGGGCCUGCGAGGGCGAUUUUGGAGGCCCCUUGGCCUGCCUGACUCAUGACUGCUGGGUGUUACAAGGCGUGAUCACCCCAACCCGCGUGUGUGGUCGUGAAGAUAAGCCUGCCACUUUUAUCCGUGUCUCCCUCUACGUUGACUGGAUCAACAAAGUGACGAAGCUGAACUGAGCUUGCUGGAGUCAUCCAGCUCAUGCUGAAGGCUCCUGCCUUCUCCGCCUUUUUCUCAGCAUCACCCAGGAAUGGUCCCUCCCUGCUCAUUCCUGAAGUACAAGACCCUCAAAUCACUAUCCAUUUUAGCAAGUGGGAAGACAUUUUUGAAGACAGGUUGUGAACUCUGUGUGGGAGCAUAUACAGAUGGAGCCGGCUCCUCUUGGCGCACCCAAAUGGAGCUUUUGACACAAAUGCUACCAUAAUAACUCACUUCUCUCCUUUGGGAAUGGCAUUUAUUCUGAAAAUGCAGGUACACCAAUAGAACAGAAUGCCAAAACAAAAUAUUGUUUUUGUUUUGCCUAACUAUACAGUGAUUUAUAAACUACACGCUCACACAAAUAGUAAUAAAACAAUUAAAAACAAAUUUGUAAGGAAAAAAGAGAGAGAUCAAAAUAUUCCUUGUCAUAGUCCAGAAAAAUCCAAUUUACAAUCCUUACAUUACAUGGGUCUCCCAACCUUUUUGGGUCGGUGAGCGUUUAGAAUUUUGAGAGAGUCAUGGGUGCUCUCACAAGAUGGCUGCCACUGGGGGGAUUGGGCAUUCACAAAAUUAUUGCCAUGGUGGGUGCAGCCAGUCACAAAACACCCAUUUCCUAUAAGGCAAACUGAUGAGAUUAAAAGAAAAGUAACCAUAGUGCUCCCACUGCUCAGAAUCCCCCAAACCCAGAGGCUUCCAAGUCUCCUGUAUUCUGCCAGGUUGAAGCUACCAGGCCACGAGGAGCGACGGGGACGAUCUUUGCUUCCCCAUCCUCUGCUUUUUCACUAGAUGGGCUUUUCAGCUCAUCUAGCAAGGGUGCCUCAGAGGGGAGGGAAAGAGCUCAGGAUAAAUCUAUCCUGUUCUCUCCAGUUCUCCCCUCUCACCCACCAGUAUGCCCCAUUCCCCCCUCUCCAAAGCAGCUACUGUGGGGUGGGGGCAUAUCUCCAAUCCCCCCUCCCAAGAUGUGCUGUAUCUGACCUCGGAGAAGGGGGGAUCUGAACCAAGUACAAGGCAGAGGUGGGGGUCUGAGCUCUAAAACACAAAAACACAGUUUUCUGUGCAAACUGACAAGGCUCAGAGAGACAAAUAAUUUGGCCAAGAAUGCCACUUGGGGCCCCAGAGGCAUUCUGGGAAAUAAAGGUGGGGCUAUAGACCGGUGCUUCACUUUGCAGCAUGCCAGCCUCCCAGUUUAAAUAAUAAUGAUAAUUACAAGCGCUUAAAAAAAAAAUCAGGAGGGACAGGGAGCCUGGUGGCAAAUCUUUAGAUCUAUCCAACAUUUCUAAAUCAGACAGAGAAUAGGCUAAAUUGGGUGUGUCUCAUUUACAGUUGUAUAUAUCUUUAAAAACAAUUAAAAUUGUGUAUCUCUUU
Elgaria multicarinata webbii is the source of this 3560-nucleotide messenger RNA. It is a transcript of the gene MST1, whose product is annotated as macrophage stimulating 1. The coding region runs from base 71 to 2176 and encodes 701 amino acids. Gene Ontology annotation, biological process: proteolysis; regulation of receptor signaling pathway via JAK-STAT. The record is from RefSeq and is a predicted model, not a curated record. Lineage: Eukaryota; Metazoa; Chordata; Lepidosauria; Squamata; Anguidae. Gene Ontology annotation, molecular function: serine-type endopeptidase activity; receptor tyrosine kinase binding. The transcript has 18 exons.